This is a messenger RNA of Phyllostomus discolor (pale spear-nosed bat), 5566 nucleotides long. It is a transcript of the gene DAB2IP, whose product is annotated as DAB2 interacting protein. The record is from RefSeq and is a predicted model, not a curated record. The transcript is spliced from 17 exons. Gene Ontology annotation, biological process: regulation of GTPase activity. NCBI's taxonomy places the organism in Eukaryota, Metazoa, Chordata, Mammalia, Chiroptera, Phyllostomidae. Bases 124 to 3621 code for a protein of 1165 amino acids.
AGCAGCGGCAGCACCGGCAGCGCGCGCGGGGAAACGCUGGGACGCCCGCCGGGCCGGCCGGAGCGGGUGAUGGGGCCCGUGUGAGCGCGCCCAGGCCCGGCCCGGUGCCCGGCGGGCGGCAGCAUGUCCGCGGGCGGCAGCACCAGGAAGAGCACCGGGAGGCCCUCCUAUUACUAUCGGCUGUUGCGGCGGCCCCGGUUGCAGCGACAGAGAAGCCGCUCCCGCAGCCGGACCCGGCCCGCCAGGGAGUCGCCCCAAGAAAGGCCGGGCUCCCGGCGCAGCCUGCCCGGCAGCCUCUCGGAGAAGAGCCCCAGCAUGGAGCCCUCAGCCGCUGCGCCGUUCCGGGUCACGGGCUUCCUCAGCCGCCGCCUCAAGGGCUCCAUCAAGCGCACCAAGAGCCAGCCCAAGCUGGACCGCAACCACAGCUUCCGCCACAUCCUGCCGGGGUUCCGGAGCGCCGCCGCUGCCGCCGCCUCCUCCGCCGCGGACAAUGAGAGGUCCCAUCUGAUGCCGAGGCUGAAGGAGUCUCGCUCGCACGAGUCCCUGCUCAGCCCCAGCAGCGCGGUGGAGGCGCUGGACCUCAGCAUGGAGGAGGAGGUGGUCAUCAAGCCGGUGCACAGCAGCAUCCUGGGCCAGGACUACUGCUUCGAGGUGACGACGUCAUCAGGAAGCAAGUGCUUCUCCUGCCGGUCAGCAGCCGAGCGGGAUAAGUGGAUGGAGAACCUGCGGCGAGCGGUGCACCCCAACAAGGACAACAGCCGGCGUGUGGAGCACAUCCUGAAGCUGUGGGUGAUCGAGGCCAAGGACCUGCCGGCCAAGAAGAAGUACCUGUGCGAGCUGUGCCUGGACGACGUGCUCUACGCCCGCACCACGGGCAAGCUCAAGACGGACAACGUCUUCUGGGGCGAGCACUUCGAGUUCCACAACCUGCCGCCCCUGCGCACCGUCACCGUCCACCUGUACCGGGAGACGGACAAGAAGAAGAAGAAGGAGCGCAACAGUUACCUGGGCCUGGUAAGCCUGCCCGCCGCCUCGGUGGCCGGGCGGCAGUUCGUGGAGAAGUGGUAUCCAGUGGCGACGCCCAACCCCAAGGGCAGCAAGGGCCCCGGCCCCAUGAUCCGCAUCAAGGCGCGCUACCAGACCGUCACCAUCCUGCCCAUGGAGAUGUACAAGGAGUUCGCCGAGCACAUCACCAACCACUACCUGGGGCUCUGCACGGCCCUCGAGCCCAUCCUCAGCGCCAAGACCAAGGAGGAGAUGGCGUCGGCCCUGGUGCACAUCCUGCAGAGCACGGGCAAAGUGAAGGACUUCCUGACCGACCUGAUGAUGUCAGAGGUGGACCGCUGUGGGGACAACGAGCACCUCAUCUUCCGGGAGAACACGCUGGCCACCAAGGCCAUCGAGGAGUACCUCAAGUUGGUGGGCCAGAAGUACCUGCAGGACGCGCUAGGCGAGUUCAUCAAAGCACUGUACGAGUCCGACGAGAACUGCGAAGUGGACCCCAGCAAGUGCUCGGCCGCUGACCUCCCCGAGCACCAGGGCAACCUCAAGAUGUGCUGUGAACUGGCCUUCUGCAAGAUCAUCAACUCCUACUGCGUCUUCCCGCGGGAGCUGAAGGAGGUGUUCGCCUCGUGGCGGCAGGAGUGCAGCAGCCGCGGCCGGCCCGACAUCAGCGAGCGGCUCAUCAGCGCCUCCCUGUUCCUGCGCUUCCUCUGCCCGGCCAUCAUGUCGCCCUCGCUCUUCAACCUGCUGCAGGAGUACCCCGACGACCGCACCGCCCGCACCCUCACCCUCAUCGCCAAGGUCACCCAGAACUUGGCCAACUUCGCCAAGUUCGGCAGCAAAGAGGAGUACAUGUCCUUCAUGAACCAGUUCCUGGAGCACGAGUGGACCAACAUGCAGCGCUUCCUGCUGGAGAUCUCCAACCCCGAGACCAUCUCCAACACGGCCGGCUUCGAGGGCUACAUCGACCUGGGCCGCGAGCUGUCCAGCCUGCACUCGCUGCUCUGGGAGGCCGUCAGCCAGCUGGAGCAGAGCAUCAUCUCCAAACUGGGGCCCCUGCCUCGCAUCCUGAGGGACGUCCACACGGCGCUGAGCACCCCAGGCAGUGGGCAGCUCCCAGGGACCAAUGACCUGGCCUCCACGCCUGGCUCUGGGAGCAGCAGCAUCUCGGCCGGGCUGCAGAAGAUGGUGAUCGAGAACGACCUCUCUGGUCUGAUAGAUUUCACCCGGUUACCGUCUCCAACCCCCGAAAACAAGGACUUGUUUUUUGUCACAAGGUCCUCCGGGGUCCAGCCCUCACCUGCUCGCAGCUCAAGUUACUCGGAAGCCAACGAGCCUGAUCUUCAGAUGGCCAACGGUGGCAAGAGCCUGUCCAUGGUGGACCUCCAAGACACCCGCGCGCUGGACGGGGAGGCGGGCUCCCCGGUGGGCCCCGACGCCCUCCCCACCGACGGGCAGGCGCCUGCGGCUCAGCUGGUGGCCGGGUGGCCGGCACGGGCAGCCCCCGUGAGCCUGGCAGGGCUGGCCACCGUGCGGCGGGCGGGCCAGACGCCGACCACGCCAGGCACCUCCGAGGGCGCGCCGGGCCGGCCCCAGCUGCUGGCACCGCUCUCUUUCCAGAACCCCGUGUACCAGAUGGCAGCCGGCCUGCCGCUGUCACCCCGAGGCCUUGGCGACUCGGGCUCUGAGGGCCACAGCUCCCUGAGCUCGCACAGCAACAGCGAGGAGUUGGCGGCGGCUGCCAAGCUGGGGAGUUUCAGCAGCGCCGCCGCCGAGGAGCUCGGGCGACGGCCGGGGGAGCUGGCGCGGAGGCAGAUGUCUCUGACUGAGAAGGGCGGGCAGCCCACGGUGCCGCGGCAGAACAGCGCCGGCCCCCAGCGCCGGAUCGACCAGCCGCCACCCCCGCCCCCGCCGCCCCCGCCCGCCCCCCGUGGCCGGACGCCACCCACCCUGCUGAGCACCCUGCAGUACCCGCGGCCCUCGAGCGGGACCCUGGCGUCCGCCUCGCCCGACUGGGCCGGCCCCGGAGCCCGGCUGCGGCAGCAGUCCUCGUCCUCCAAGGGCGACAGCCCCGAGCUGAAGCCGCGCGCGGCGCACAAGCAGGGCCCUUCACCUGUGAGCCCCAAUGCCCUGGACCGCACGGCCGCUUGGCUCUUGACCAUGAACGCGCAGUUGCUAGAAGACGAGGGCCUGGGCCCAGACCCCCCCCACAGGGAUAGGCUAAGGAGUAAGGAGGAGCUCAGCCAAGCAGAAAAGGACCUGGCAGUGCUUCAGGACAAGCUGCGCAUCUCCACCAAAAAGCUGGAGGAGUACGAGACCCUGUUCAAGUGCCAGGAGGAGACGACGCAGAAGCUGGUGCUGGAGUACCAGGCCCGGCUGGAGGAGGGCGAGGAGCGGCUGCGGCGGCAGCAGGAGGACAAGGACAUCCAGAUGAAGGGCAUCAUCAGCAGGUUGAUGUCAGUGGAGGAGGAGCUGAAGAAGGACCAUGCAGAGAUGCAGGCAGCUGUAGAUUCCAAACAGAAGAUCAUCGAUGCCCAGGAGAAGCGCAUCGCCUCCCUGGACGCCGCCAACGCCCGCCUCAUGAGCGCCCUGACGCAGCUGAAAGAGAGUAUGCAUUAGAAACAAAAGCCCGCUUGCUCGCUUGCUGGAACACAGGGGCCUUUUAAAUUGAGCGUGCGCACUGCAUGGGAAAUAGCGGCCCUGGAGGAUGUUAGACUUGCUCCCUCUCCGAGACAGCAGCGGCCUGCACCAGGCCCCGUGUGUGCGGCCGGCCUCCUCCUCACCCCUCCCGGGCCCCCAGCCAAGGACCCAGGCGCUGCAGACAGGCGAGGGGCACCCCCACAGCUGGGGCCGGUUUUCCUCAGCUCUAGGCUGUUCUGUAGCUUUUCGGCCCUCCCCACCCCGACUUGAGGGACACGAGUGGGCAGGAGCUUGGGUCCCUCUGGGCUCCUCCCUGUUCCCAGCCCCAGCCCUGGCCCUGGGCACAAGAACUGGGGCGUUCGCCCUGCAGCAGAGCCAGGGCCAGCCAGGGCCACCCCUCUGCCUCAGCCUCAGGCAGCUGAGGACACCCUGGGAAAGAGCGCUGAGCCCUCCCUGCCCCAGGGGCUGAGACAUGCCCCCAGAGCAGGGGUUGCCACAGGGCCCAGCAGGAGGGGGCGUGGGGGAGGCCCCGACCACACUGAACCCCCAUCCUGGGCCCACGCUCAGGGACUGGGCUCCAAGGUGAAACCCACAGUACAGUUAGGCCAGAGACACGCUGGCGGGGCGAGGGCGGCCCCCAAGGGCCACAGGUCUCGGGAAGGGUGGCCGUGGGGGCUGAGGCCCUGGUUUCACUGCUGGUCUCACAGACAGGGCCCGGCCCCAGAGAGGUCCUCUGGUCCAGCUCUGUCCCCCGCUGCCCAGUGAGCCCUCCUUUCCCCUCCCCUCUCCCGGUGAUGCCUCGUAGAGCGACCUCGGCCCCAUCGCCUCUUAGCAAUACGGGGGAGGUUCCCAGGGCCUGACGGCAGGCGCGGGAGGCCAGUGCAGUGGCUGGUGCUGGCGGCCCUUGGCCGGGCCGUGAGCUCUCAGGCCGAGAACCUUAUUUACCUAGUGCAAAAACUGUAAAAGUGUACAGACUCUUCACAGAUUUUUAUCUGAAUUGCAAGUCUGACCAUUUUUGUAAAUGUUCUUGGUGUUUGACUGUAAUGUAUAACUACUUCACCUAAUGGCUGUACAUAGUCCUCCGGUCCUGGUGCUGCCGAGGGCCGCCCGGGGCCGCCGCUCUCCGAUGGUCUGUAUUUUAUUUUUUAAUCUAGAGAACAGUAUUGGGCAGGAAGAGGAGGUCCGGGUUGGGCGUUGGGGCUUACCCCCUGCCCCCGCACUUGCUGGUUGGCUUUGCGGUGCGCUGUGCCGGUGGGCCUGAGGGGGCAUGCGCCCUGGCCGGGCCAGCAGGGAGGCUCCUGCCGGGGCCGCACACACGACCUGGGUCUCGGUGUUGGGCGCCGCCCUCAGACAGCGCCAGGCUGCGGGGGGGCCUGCAGGGAGGGAUGAGGGAAGGCAGUUCCUGCUCAGGGAGGCCCGGGCCCAGGCCAGGCCCCACUGGAGACGGCUUUCCCCUCCUCUGCCGACACAGAGAGGCCUGACUUUUUUGCCUAACUUUUACAUUUAGGGUGAAGGAAACUGCCAAACUUCCUAUAAGUGAAGACUUUUUCCGAGUGCCCAGUGAGGGGGGUGGGGGACCGCGGCCAGAGCUCCACGCCCGCCCCCAGAGCAUCUGCCCGGGGCUCACCUGUCCCCCUCCUGCCUGUCCACGUGGGGAAGGCAGACUGCCCAGGGAAACGCCCUCUCUCUUUUCUACACACUCGGCCCCCAGAGCCACUCCGGCCCCCACCCCCCUGCCCCCCUUUUGUAAGUAUGUGAAAAGGACAAACCUGCAAACGUGGGGUCUCGGCUGGAGCCCCCCAGCCGCGGCUUUUAACUAUGUAAUACUGUACAGAGAAAGUGGUUGUUGUUCGAAGACUGUGUGGCUGUGCAAUUUCUGUACAUUUGCAAUUAGAAAUAUUAAAGAUUUAUUUAGCUAUUUUAA